AAGACAGACACCUCCUUGGCUGGACGUCUGGACCAUGGACAGGGAUCCGAGUGAAGAUGACAGUGUGGCGGACCUCAGUUUGGAGGCUGAGAGUCCUCUGGCGCCCCCCGCUGAGCUCCUGGAGCAGCUGCCCAGCUACGACCGGCUUCUUCAAGGGGACAGACAACAGAUAUUCUUCCCACCUUUGGAGGCCCCGGGGAGGCCCCAGGAGCAAAGGCCCUGGUCUUCGUUCUUGGAGCACAGAACCCCCGUGGUGACGGAGGAGGAGGCCCGGGAAGCCCUCCUCAGCUUCGUGAGCUCGAAAUGCUGCUACGGCAGCGCAGCGGCCGGCAGCCUGGUCAUCCGGGAGCUGAGGCAGCGGACGCUGUGCCGGUAUCGACUAGAGACCUUCAGCGAGUCCAGGAUAAGCGAGUGGACGUUUCAACCCUUUACUAACCACCCAGUGGAUGGGCCACAAAGAGGUGCCUUCCCCAGCCUCUGGGACGUCAAGGUCCAGGUCCCCCCGAUGUUUCAGGAAGACACCAGGAAGUUCCAAGUGCCUCACUCAUCGUCCGUCAAGGAAUGCCACAAAUGCCACGGGCGUGGGCGGUACAAGUGCAGCGGCUGCCAUGGGGCGGGCGUGGUGAGGUGCCCGUCCUGCAGCGGAGCCAGGCGCAAAGCCAAGCAGUCCCGCAGGUGCCAGCUGUGUGCGGGGUCCGGCAGGCGGAGGUGCAGCACGUGCUCAGGGAGGGGGAGCAAGACCUGCGCCACCUGCAAGGGGGAGAAGAAACUGCUGCACUUCAUCCAGCUCGUCAUCAUGUGGAAGAACAGCCUGUUCGAGUUUGUGUCUGAGCACCAGCUCGGCUGCCCUGGGGAGCUCCUCGCCAGAGCCAGAGGGGAAAACCUCUUUAAGGAUGAAAACUCCACGGUGUACCCCAUCGUGGACUUCCCCCUGAGGGACAUCUCUCUGGCCUCCCAGAGGGGCAUCGCGGAGCACAGCGCCGCCCUGGCCUCCCGCGCCCGCAUCCUGCAGCAGCGCCAGACCAUUGAGCUGAUCCCCCUCACAGAAGUUCAUUACUGGUACCAAGGAAAGACUUCUGUCUACUACAUCUACGGCACCGACCACCAGGUGUAUGUGGUCAACUACCCUGAGCGGUACUGCUGUGGCUGCACCAUCGUCUGACACAGCACAGCUGU
Molecule: messenger RNA, 1176 nt
Organism: Propithecus coquereli (Coquerel's sifaka)
Lineage: Eukaryota; Metazoa; Chordata; Mammalia; Primates; Indriidae
Gene: SSUH2
Product: ssu-2 homolog (C. elegans)
Exons: 12
Coding region: 35-1162 (375 amino acids)
Molecular function (GO): heat shock protein binding
Source: RefSeq, a predicted model, not a curated record